Molecule: messenger RNA, 1260 nt
Organism: Ascochyta rabiei
Lineage: Eukaryota; Fungi; Ascomycota; Dothideomycetes; Pleosporales; Didymellaceae
Exons: 4
Coding region: 1-1260 (419 amino acids)
Biological process (GO): zinc ion transmembrane transport
Cellular component (GO): plasma membrane
Molecular function (GO): zinc ion transmembrane transporter activity
Source: RefSeq, a predicted model, not a curated record
AUGCCUACCAUGGAAAAGCCAGUGUGCGGGAGCGACGCAGACGGCGCUGCGUAUGACUUUCCUCUGCACGUUGCUGCAGUCUUCAUCGUGUUUGCUGCCUCGAUUGGAGGAGCUGGGUUCCCCGUGGUUGCAAAGAAAGUCAAGUGGAUGAAGAUCCCACCAACAAUAUUCUUCUUCUGCAAACAUUUUGGUACUGGUGUCCUGAUUGCUACAGCAUUUGUCCAUCUUCUGCCGACCGCCUUCCAAUCGCUCAACGAUCCAUGUCUUCCAGACCUGUUUACCGAGAAGUACCCUGCUCUGCCUGGUGUCAUUAUGAUGGGAUCGCUCUUCAUUCUCUUCGUGGUUGAGAUGUGGCUCAACGCGAAGACUGGUGGCCACUCCCACGGUAGCGCCACUGGCAAUGAGUUCGCUGGAGGUGCACCUCCCCCUGGCAUUCAAGCUGCUAUGAACAACGCUAUGCAAAAGAGAAACAGCUAUGACUCUGAAAGGACCAUGCUGACCAUCCGCGACGACAAGAAAGGCUGGGUCGAGAACACAUACCCAGUCGGCAACUUUUCUUUCCCUAAACAAAACGACGAGAUGGAGCCACGAUCGGAGAUGCCUCCAUGGUUCAUUGUCUUCUACGAGCAGUAUGUCCGUCAGCGUGAGGAGAUGGUCAAUAUGAUCAACCGCACGAUGCCAGCCUUGCCCAGCUAUCCCCAGGAAAAGGCAUCUGAAGCACAGGUAUCAUACUUCGACGAGGAUAUUGAGCAGGCUGUGGAUCCUCUCGUGCUCAAGAAGCUGUCUCUCCAGAUCACCCUCAUUGAAGGUGGUAUUCUGUUCCACUCCGUAUUCGUCGGUAUGACCGUCUCAAUCACAGCGGAGGGUUUUGUCGUCCUCCUCACCGCCAUCGUCUUCCACCAGAUGUUCGAGGGUCUCGGUCUCGGAUCUCGCAUUGCAGCUGUUCCUUACCCUAAGGGCAGCUGGAAACCAUGGGCGCUUGUUGUUGCAUUUGGUACAACUGCACCUAUUGGCCAAGCCAUUGGUCUCUUCACGCGCAGUUCGUACGAUCCGAACAGCGCCUUCGGUCUUAUUAUUGUUGGAGUUUUCAACGCUAUUUCAUCUGGUCUCCUCAUAUAUGCCGCACUUGUUGACUUGCUGGCCGAAGAUUUCCUCUCUGAAGAGGCCAGCCACAACUUGACCGGCAAGGACAAGACACGGGCUUUCAUUUACGUGCUCUUGGGCGCUGCUGGUAUGUCCGUCGUAGGAGCAUUUGCAUAA